Molecule: messenger RNA, 2390 nt
Organism: Capsicum annuum
Lineage: Eukaryota; Viridiplantae; Streptophyta; Magnoliopsida; Solanales; Solanaceae
Product: B3 domain-containing protein Os01g0905400
Exons: 5
Coding region: 1139-1864 (241 amino acids)
Molecular function (GO): DNA binding
Source: RefSeq, a predicted model, not a curated record
UUCGCUUUCCACACCUUCAACUAUCUUUUUGUUCAUUCUGUCAUUUAGUAUUCAGACAGGGUAUUCUUAUAUUUAGACUUGUCAUUUCAGUUUUAGACUUGUAUCUUAUUAGAGAAACUCUUGUACUUAUGACACCAAUCUUGGGUGGUAUUUCAGCUAUUUUUGCAUCUUAUAUCGUGAAGGACAUAGCAUUUUAGAUAUUGGCUUGUCUCUUUACUUUUCCGCUUGAUUAAUUAAAUUGGACCGGUAAAAUUAUUGGGUUGGCUUACUUAUUGGUGCCAUCACAACUUGUGUUUUUGGGUCGUGACUUAAAGUGCUACGAGUAUCUGUAUAAAGGAUUACUAAUUGCCACAACUGGGCAUGAUUAAGUUGUACUUCAGUCAACUGGAACUAUGAAAAGCUUAAGAAGGAGAUGUACUUAGCUACGAAAUAUAGUGGUGGUUGCAUAAUUAUGAUAUUAUUUAUAUAUAGAGUGUUUCUAAGCUUUCCUUUUAAACUUUGUGUUAUUGCAUACAUGUUUAUUUAAAUUCUUCUAACUUUAGUGAGGGAAUGUUGAGACUAACCGAGUACAAGGGAUUGUACUGACGUUCUCCUUAGGGAACUUACGGUGGUCUGCGGUAUUAACAUAGGGGCCAGUUUUGCAGACAAGCAGAUUAAAAGCUAGAGAUCCUUCUCUUCUCGUGCUCUUGGCAGCUCCACUUCUUGCUUUUGGCUGAGUUGCUCGGACUCUUCAAAAUUGUCAACGAGUUCGUGUCGAGUUCUCCAAAAGUAGUGUACUUUUUGAGAUUCCCAUAAGGGUGCGGCAUAGAAAGUGAAGAGUCCGUGCAACUUAGGCUUUUCGCGGGGACACAUAUUUCUUAUUUUGUUAUUCCCUAUAUGUAGUCAUUAUUUUUUGUUUAGAGGCUUCAUAGACAGUCUUAAGAGUUUGGGUUAUGUAUUCACAUUAUGCAUAUGUUGUACAAUGAUGAGAAAAUGCAUAAACACAUUUAUACUGAGCAACUUGACAAGUACACAUACACGUUAACCUGCGGUGAAGUUGGAGUAUAUAAACUCACAUGGACUGUUCAACUGAUAUCCGGUCCUGGGAUCUGGGGAGGAAAUUUGUGGGAAUACAACGUACUUUGUCCGGAGAAGAGAGAUGGUUCACCCGUACAAUGAAGCAUGUGAAAUGUGCACCCACACCCGCACGGGCAUGUUGAUGCAUGGACAAAGAGAUCCCUCACCAAUUGUUAGCUCUUUCUUCAAAGUCAUGGUUGACGUGCUCUUAUUCGAAGUUCUGCACUUUCCUCCCAGUUUUGCUCAAUUGGUCUCUCACUUGACUGAUCAAGAAACUUAUCUGGAGGACUCAAGUGGACAGCGAUGGAGGGUGGGAAUAUGUAACCAUGAUGGCUCGCUUGCAAUUCGGCAAGGAUGGCGUACAUUUUCAUCAGAGCAUGGUCUAAAAUUGGGAAAUUUCUUGGUUUUCCACUAUAUUCAGUGUCAGCACUUCGUUGUUCAGAUAUUUGAAAGAAGUGGAUGUGAAAAGAUCAACUUUGACACUGGCACUUGCACGGGGAAGAAAAGGCCGAGAACUAAUUCUACAGCAACUUCCCAUGAUGAGCUGUCACUGGAAAAAUGGAAUUCAACACCCUCAGUUACUGCUGUACCAGAGUCUGAAAGGGCUGGACUGCAGCCAGUCGCCACAACUUUGGCAUCUCAAUUUGGUAAGAGAGCAAGAGUAGAUAUGAGAGAAUUGAAGGAGAUAGCACCAGAGACACGUUGCCCUCCUAAAAAGUUAAAUGGAAUUGCCACCAAACUGGCCACAUGUUUUAGCAGGCAGGAAGAAGAUGGGAAGGACUAUUAUUUAUCUCAAAGGACCAGAUAAUAGACCGUGGCCCAUCAUCUAUCAUGAGAAGUUCGGUUCUAAGGUUUUGGUGGGAUUAUGGCCAUUAUUUACUAAAGCUUUCGGCCUUAAACCUGGAGAUGAAUGUGUACUCCAACUUUCAGAUCAAGCUUUCGGCCUUAAACCUGGAGAUGAAUGUGUACUCCAACUUUCAGAUCAGUCAAAACGCAUGUUUAAUGUACAUGCUGGAGCUUUAAUUGAUCAUUUCUUCAUUUUUUUAGAUUGUCCAAGCAUCUAGUACAUGUAGCCCACAAGGUUGAUGUCACUCAAAACUACUUGAGUUGAUUAUUGUGAGCACCUGUGAGAACAAUGUAAUGAGAACUAUGACGAGAUUUUACUCUGUGGUUCUUAUGUAGUGGAUGUUGGAUUUUAUACUGGUCAACUUGGCGCUAUCUUCCACUUGGACAUUUAAAGUGGACGUUAUUCAUUUUAAAGCACCUAAAGUAGCCAUAAACUGUGUCACUUUGACAUCUUUUGCUGACAUGGCAAAGUGUGUAGAACACUUGCU